This is a messenger RNA of Aspergillus clavatus NRRL 1, 1287 nucleotides long. RefSeq names its product tRNA methyltransferase TRM7. Gene Ontology annotation, cellular component: cytoplasm. The record is from RefSeq and is a predicted model, not a curated record. Gene Ontology annotation, molecular function: tRNA methyltransferase activity. Bases 1 to 1287 code for a protein of 428 amino acids. The transcript has a single exon. Lineage: Eukaryota; Fungi; Ascomycota; Eurotiomycetes; Eurotiales; Aspergillaceae. Gene Ontology annotation, biological process: cytoplasmic translation; tRNA methylation.
AUGGGGAAAUCCUCCAAAGACAAGCGAGACGCCUACUAUCGCCUGGCAAAGGAACAAAAUUGGCGUGCCCGUUCCGCCUUCAAACUGAUUCAGAUUGAUGAACAAUUCGACCUUUUCGAACAUGAGAAUCCCGAAAAAGUAACCCGAGUCGUUGAUCUUUGUGCUGCUCCAGGCAGUUGGAGUCAGGUACUGAGUCGAGUCCUCAUCAAGGGAGAGAGUUUCGGCAGACGGGCAUGGAUCGAGAAGAAGCGCAAAGAGCGGGAAGCGCUGAGAAGGAUAGACAAUGCAGUCGAAGGGCAGGAAACGGUCCCAGAAGAGGAGAUGGAGGGGACAGCCGAGCUCAAACCCCGAAAGAACGUGAAAAUCGUCUCAAUUGACCUUCAACCUAUGGCCCCGUUGGAAGGCAUCACCACUCUUCAAGCCGACAUCACACAUCCCUCCACGAUCCCUCUUCUUCUUCGCGCUCUCGAUCCCGAAGCCUACAACUCAGCGGAUCCCUCUCCCUCUGAGCUUCAACAGCCCCAUCCGGUUGACCUAGUCAUCUCCGAUGGCGCUCCAGACGUAACCGGCCUGCACGAUCUGGACAUCUACAUUCAGUCGCAGCUGCUCUACUCGGCACUGAAUCUGGCGCUGGGCGUACUACGACCAGGAGGCAAAUUCGUAGCCAAGAUCUUCCGCGGCCGCGACGUCGACCUCCUCUACGCCCAGCUCCGCACGGUGUUCGAGAAAGUGAGUGUCGCGAAGCCGAGAAGCAGCCGCGCAAGCAGUUUGGAAGCAUUCGUCGUCUGCGAGGGUUUCAUUCCUCCAGCGAUCCACGACGGCUCUGUUGGUAUGGAGGCAUUGAAAAAUCCUCUCUUUGGCGGUGCGGCUGUGCCACAGCCUGUAUCAGCAGAUGGCAAUAUCGGAGUAGAGGUACCCGAGGAAAAUCGUGAGCCGCCCAGAGUACCAACCGUCCUCGCGCCAGCAGAGAGUAUCUCUAAACCAGAUUCGAAUCACGAAACGCAAACCCGCUUACUUCACCCAACUCCACCGACUUCAUCUUCGACGGGCAGCCAAGCCGCGCCUCAGAGGUUCGCUCUUGAGAACCGGUGGAUCCCCCCGUUCAUUGCAUGCGGUGAUCUAUCCUCCUGGGAUUCAGAUGCGUCAUACUCACUACCUCCCGAUCAUGUCAGUCUGGACCCUGUUCAGCCGCCUACAGCACCGCCCUAUCGGCGGGCUUUGGAGCUGCGGAAAGAAAAAGGAGGUGCAUACGGCAAGACGAAGUUGGGGGCUGUGGGACGGGCAUGA